AAGUGGUGGAUUGAGAACUAAACAAGCAGGGAGAGGGUCUUGCAGGGGGAGUUAGUUUAUUGAAUUAGUAAUUUUUAGCUGAAAAAACAAAAAAGAUAAGCAAAUUUGAAAGAGAAAAAAUGGGUUAUUUGUUGAAAGAGGUUUUAAAGACUCUUUGUGGAGUUAAUCAAUGGUCUUAUGCUGUUUACUGGAAGAUUGGUUGCCAGAAUACCAAGCUUUUAAUUUGGGAAGAAUCCUAUUAUGAACCUUUAACAUUCUCCGGAAUUCAUCGCAUUUCGGGGGUUGAGAAUCCGGAACUAUCGUUCCAUGAUUGGGACGCUUGCUGGGGUUCGGGGGAGGUCCGUAUGCAUCAAGCAGGGGAGAGAGUGCACUUGCUUGUAAACAAAAUGAUGAUGGAAAGUCAAAUCAAUCUAGUAGGAGAAGGACUAGUCGGUCGGGCUGCAGUUACUGGGUGUCAUCAGUGGUUUCAUUCAGAGGAUUUUAGUAGAGUAGUUCAUCCACCUGAGGUCCUGAAGGGGCUCACUGAACAGUUUUCUGCUGGCAUCCAGACAAUUGCAGUUGUUCCUGUUCUUCCUCACGGUGUCGUCCAAUUCGGAUCAUGCUUGAAUAUUAUGGAGAACAUGAGUUUUGUGGAGGAUGUGAGGAUACUGAUAAGUCAGCUAGGAUGUGUCCCUGGUGUCUUGUUAUCCGACGAAAACGCAUCAAAAGAUCCGAUCGUGAAUACUGGCGCACCAGGUUGUCAGGGAAGUUCAGUUUUUGUAGAUUCUUGUGGGCGUGGUAAAGUAAUGAACUCUGCUCCGGAUAUUGCUGGCUGCAGUUUUCAGAACAACUCAAGUCAGCGUGAUGGUUUUAUUUGUCAAACUUCUUCCUCUCCGACUGCACAAGUUCGGGAUAGAAUGCAGUUUACCGAUGCAACAUUUCAAGCCUCCAGUAUGACCCAAAGUUUUGUCGAAUCUCAUGAUCGUCAGUUUCACAAGAAAAUUGUUCCAGAGGUGAAUGCACACCUGUCUCCUAAUAGCCAGCUAAUACAUAACAUGAUUAAAGCGGAGGUAAUUUCUCCAAGCUCCAACAUGUGGAUGAAUCAACAAGCUUCUUUACACAUUCCGAGGCCUCCCUUUCAUCAGCAAUCUUCUACUGACUCAUUAACUGUAGAUAGCGGCUGCUUAAGCAAUGUAUCCCAGCUUAAUGGUUUCGCUGCAUCUGAUCCAAGACUGAGUAAUGUCCUGAUUUCCAAUUGUCAUGGAAAUUUGAUUUAUCCAUCUGUUGGAAAAAAUGAAUUAUGUAAACGAUUGGAUGGGCAUCACCGAUCAAUUCCAUGCCCCAAUUCUAUUGCUGAUGCCAAUGAACUAUCAAACAAAAUCAACUCUUGCACAGAGUCUGCUGGAAAUGGGCUUCAAACAGCGUCAAAAUUGAAUGCAUCUUCAUCUUUUGUUGGGGACGCUUUGAUUACUAGUCAUAUUUCUGAUGGUCAGGGCGCGCAAUUUAUGUGGGAUGAGAGUAAUGGCGUAGUCGAAAAUGAUUUGUUUCAAGCACUCGGUAUUAUGCUAACACAGAAUGAGCACCUGUGUAGUACAAGCAAGCCGAUGGAAGAGGUUUAUGGUGAAAGACAUGAAUAUGUGGGGCAGAAUGCAUUACAUGAAAAUAACCAGUACGAAGAUUCCUGUGUCCAACGUAACUCGGGGGAUGACCUGUUUGAUGUUCUCGGUGCUGAUUUUAAAGAUAAACUACUCAACGGAAACAAGAACAGUUAUCAAACUAACGGACCAGACUUGACCACAAGGGAUCACGUUAAGAAUAACUCUACUUCCGUGAUUAGUCAGUAUGCUUCUUCGACAGUCCAUCAAGGAAAAUCAGAUAGUGGAUCAUUCUCUGUGGCUGGUUUCGAGCGUCUUUUGGGUUCUAUAGCAUCCAAGCCUUCUGCCAAGCAGAAUCUUGAUGAUGAUGUUUCUUGUCGGACAACGUUGACAAAUUUGAGUAGCUCCUCUGCUCCACAUGUUUCAUCGUCCUAUGGCCGAGUUGGAUUAUCUAGUCAAAUUCAAGGAGAGGUAUUUGGACAAGCCAAGACUCUUGCAAAAUCAGGAGUAACAGUUUCUCGGUCAUUGGGAUCCGAGAAAGCAAUCUCAGGAGCCUAUUCGCAGAGCAGUUCAAUUUAUGGGUCACAAAUUAGUUCAUGGGUGGAACAAGGUCAUGACACAAAGCCAACUAGCAGUGUUUCUACUGGAUAUUCUAAGAAGCCCGAUGAGACAAGCAAGACCGGUCGCAAAAGGCUUAAACCAGGAGAGAAUCCUAGACCUAGGCCAAAAGACCGACAAAUGAUCCAAGAUCGUGUAAAAGAACUGCGAGAAAUUGUUCCAAAUGGAGCAAAGUGUAGCAUUGAUUCACUACUGGAACGCACGAUCAAGCACAUGCUUUUCUUGCAGAGUGUCACGAAACAUGCGGACAAAUUAAAACAGACAGGAGAGUCAAAGAUUAUCAGCAAGGAAGGAGGAUUGCUUUUAAAAGAUAAUUUUGAAGGUGGAGCGACGUGGGCAUAUGAAGUUGGUUCACAGUCUAUGGUCUGUCCGAUUAUAGUUGAGGAUCUGAAUCAGCCUCGUCAAAUGCUCGUGGAGAUGCUUUGCGAAGAGCGUGGUCUAUUUCUGGAAAUAGCUGACAUUGUAAGAGGAUUGGGCCUGACCAUCUUAAAAGGAGUUCUGGAAACGAGGAACGACAAAAUAUGGGCGAGGUUCGCAGUAGAGGCAAAUAGAGACGUAACGAGGAUGGAGAUAUUCAUUUCACUCGUUCGCCUCUUAGAGCAAACAUCAAAAGGCGGUGGAGAGGAAUCAGCUAACCCCAUUGAUAACGACACAAAGAUGGUGCAUCCGUAUCAUCAAGCAACGUCGUUAACAAUGCUCAACACAUGAGGCUAUAGCUAUGUGAUCUUCGUCUGGACGUGUUAAGAGUUAAGCAGUCGAAAACCAUGCUUGCCAUGACUAACAUGUACAUUUAUAGUCCGACCCUCGUGGUUCUACGAAGCUAGUCCUCAUUUUUCGCCAGUACUAUCCAGAUUCCCAACGUUUGCUUAGUGCACCGGGCUGCCUUAUUUUUUUUUUUACUGUUGCCCUUUGACGUAGUAUAAAUUUUUCAUUAGGUACAAGGAGAAGGGAAAUGGAUUCUUGGUUUUUAUUGUUUAGCAAGGGAGUUUAGGGGGUGUUUAGUAGGUAAAUAUUUGUGUACUUAUUAGUGUUCAAUUUGUGAACAUGUUUUUUCUGGCUUUAAUUAAGAGUUUUCUUUUUUUUGGGCUUUAA
Messenger RNA from Capsicum annuum, 3284 nucleotides. Its product is annotated as transcription factor LHW. Gene Ontology annotation, molecular function: protein dimerization activity; DNA-binding transcription factor activity. The record is from RefSeq and is a predicted model, not a curated record. Lineage: Eukaryota; Viridiplantae; Streptophyta; Magnoliopsida; Solanales; Solanaceae. Gene Ontology annotation, biological process: regulation of DNA-templated transcription.